GGUUGCGGUCACCGGUGACCGCUUGGUGUUUGACAGUUUAAAAUACCUUUUUCAUCGAGGGUUAGACACUCUCUCUCAAACACCCUCUAUAUCAGGGGUUAGACAAACUGUAUACAUACAUACGUAUUUGUGUGAAAAUUAUUUCAUGCCCCUAGGGUGAAAUGCAAAUUGUAGGGCAACAUUUCAUAUAGGACCUACCUACCAUAAGUCAAAGUCAAUUUUACAUAAGAAAACAAAAUCAUUAUGGAAACACACGCUCUUGAAUAGUUCGUACCUAUUUACAUAUACAUACGAAUAGGUAAGUACUUCACAGAUACUUAAAGUGCGGUUCCACUGCGGCGACUUGUAUUUGUUAUUUAAUACAAGCGCUGGUACCACAGAGUCUCCAAAAUUUUAUUACCCUCGUGAGGUGGUAGAUGUCCGCUGUCAAACGAUGGGUUACUAUAAUCUCCACGCUUCACAGACAGCUUGGUGAUUGCAGUUAUAUCAUCGCUAAUCGAAACGUCCUUUCAAUUGUUAUUUUUCAUUUCAAAUAUUCCGAACUUCGUGGUACUUUUGUCCGCGUGAUAAUGUGUAAUAUGAUACGAAAGAUUAUUUAAGUCUUAUUUUGUAAGACAACUAACACCAAUACAUUACAUUAACACGUUUCUUAAUAGUAAUAAAGUAAGCAAUAACUAUAUUCUUCCAUAAAAUAUACAUAGUUCGUUUAUAUUACUUGGCCACACAUCACUGGUUAAAGAGUCGCGAUACAAAAACCACACCUUAAUGAAUCAAAGCAAAACUAACAUCGUCGCUAUAAUUUGUUUACAACUUAUAAAUAUGGAAGAGGUCACAUGGUACUCAAAGGUCCUCGUUUUACUUGGGGAUCAACCAGACCCCACGUAAUAUUAAUGGACAAAAGGAUUUAUCCAGCCCUUAUUGUUACAACUAGCCCUCAAUCUACCUUAUUGUUUAAUUUUCACUUUAUUUUUUUCCACAACAGACUUAAAUCUUUUACCGUGACAAAUCGGGUCGCUGCGAGUAGUUCACGUACAAUGGUUGUAUACACUGCGUCUUUCCGUGUCCUCGUCACGAAUAGCCCUAGAUCGGACGAUGAUACAACUUACUGCAAUAUCAACAAACCUAUAAAAAUAGCUAAUUCAAUAACGUGACGUUGCCAUUCAAAAGAAAACAAUAGUAAAUAAUACGAAAUAGAAUUAACGUUACCUCCUAUUAUCGUGCAGUAAGUCAUUGUCGGCAAGCAGAACACAACACCACAAGCGGUUGAAUAUUAAAAAAUGCACAUAAGUACGUACAUCAUACUGAUGUGCUUCGGUUCUGUACAGCUCGAUCAACUGAAAGAAAUACUUGAAAAGGCAGAGUUAGAAAUCUACAUUGAAGAAACCAUCCCUACUGUGAACCCAAGGUACAAGCUGCAUUACCACAUCACGCCACCUGUGGGCUGGAUGAACGGACCGAAUGGUUUCGUGUUCUACAAAGGAGAAUACCACCUGUUCUAUCAGUUCUACCCCUACGACACGCAGUGGGGACCCAUGCACUGGGGUCACGUCUCGAGCCCCAAUCUAGUGGACUGGCAUACACUUCCGACAGCACUGCGCCCUGGCAACGAACAAUGUUUCUCUGGCAGCGCCAUCGACAACGAUGGCAUCAUGGUGCUCCUGUACACAGCUCACCAAGCGACUGAUGACGCACCAUUCUACAACGAAUCACAGUAUAUGGCAUUCAGUAUUGAUGGUAUAGACUUCCACAAGUACAAAGGUAAUCCUGUUGUGAUAUUGCCACCUACAGGCACUCAAGACUUUAGAGAUCCUAAAAUUUGGAAGAAUGGAAAUUUCUGGUAUGUAGUCCUUGGUAGUAAAACUGCUGAUCACCGAGGAUCAGUUCUCUUGUACAGAUCUAAAAACUUACUCAGUUGGGAAUUCAAAAGUAUUCUAGCGGAAUCAAGUGGUGCUUUGGGCUACAUGUGGGAGUGUCCAGAUUUCUUCGAACUUAAUGGCAAGUACGUUCUUUUGAUAUCCCCACAAGGUAUGGUUGGUCGCGGAGACAGAUUCAAGAAUACAUAUCAAACUGGAUAUCUUAUUGGGAGUUUUAGUUACGACACAUGUCAAUUCAAACCCGAAAUUAACUUCCAAGAAUUAGAUUACGGCCAUGACUUUUAUACUACACAAACCACGGAAAAUAAUGGGAGAAGAUAUCUAGUGGCAUGGUUCGGUAUGUGGGAGUCUUUGCAUCCUGAGGAUGUUGAUGGCUGGGUAGGAGCUAUGACUCUGAUCAGAGAGUUGGACCUCGUUGGGAGUAGAAUCCUAAUGAAACCUGUUGAAGCUAUAACCAAACUAAGACUGGAAACUAUCAUAGAAGGAGAGUUUCACCAUAAUGCUACCAUAGAAUUUGAGAAGGCUGGAGAAAUCAUUGUGAACAUUGACUUGAGUGAGAAUAUUGAGUUGGAAUUUGUUGGAAAUAAUGGUGGGGAUAAGACUUCUUUGCGGUGGAGCGUGGAAGAUGGUAAGGUCAUAGUGGACAGAGCUGGAGAUGUCCGCCAAGGGACAUGGGAGCCACUUGACACCGUAACUUGGAGGAUCUUCCUGGACGCAAGUUCUUUCGAAGUAUUUUGUGGUGAAGGAGAACUAGUGUUCAGUUCAAGGAUGUACCCUAAUGGUGACUGGCGGGUGAUAAACAGAGGCCCACAAUCUCUGCACGUGGUGGCGUAUACGUUGAAGAGAUUCCAACCAGAAUAAUUAUAGAUUCCAUUGUUUUAUUUUACUUGUUGUACGAUUAGCGAUCGAGUUUGUAAAAUUGUGUAAGUUUAUUGUUUGAUGGAUUUGUUUACUUUUUUAUAUUGACGAAAACCUAGAAAUAAUGGACAUUGACAUUAUUAUUAUAUCCUGAACAAGCGAUUGCAUCAUCUUAUAGAAUUGUUCUGAAACCGUUUGCUUUUAUUUUCAUUAUUUCCUUUUUUUCCGAAGCCUACGUGACUGAUUACAUCAUACGUCUACAUACAAAACUCGAUUCACAGUUGAGCCUUCACUGGGCACUCAACUCACUCUUGUGCUUACAUUUAACAUCUACUAUAGUACUACUAACUACUAAUACUACUAACAAGCAUUUUAAAAAUUGAGUGAAUUGUUAGUACUCUGCCUAUUCUUACUUGCUCUCUGCGAUGUGGGUCGGUUUGGUUCAAAGUAUAUUAAUCCAAUUAAUUUGGAAUUUGAGGCCCCAUCCUCAUCCGUCCUCCAAAAUCCCUAUUUCCAAAUUCCCAAAAGGCCGGCAACGCACUUAAAACUCAUCUACUUUUUGUGAUGUAUCCAUUCGUCCGCAUACGAACUAUUCCAACUAUCUAGUUGUAACAUCUGUUAUAUGUUACAUUUUGAACAGCUAGCGGAAUGACAACGCGUUUAUCUUGUUCAAAUAUAUUCCCGAAUGUAUCGCAUCGGUUUCCAAUAACUCUAUGUUUUUAUUGGUUUCGUAACAAUAUUUUGUUAGAAUUUGUUGUAGUUCAUCAUUCAUCUUAAUUUCAACUUUAUUCAUUUUGUAACAGAGAGAAAAUUCGUGUGUAUUUUACUUACUAACCACGCGGCUACUUGACUUACGAGAUAGAUAGCCUUAGACUAGCUUCUGCCAGCAGCUUCGCCCGAAAUCCCGUGGGAACAAAAGUAGCCUAUCUAUUAUUCCCGACCACAAUCUACAUAACCUAACCUGUUCCAAAUUUCAUCCCGAUUUCUUCAGCCGUUUCGACGGGAAGACAUAUAUAAUUUUGGUAGGAUAAACAUGAUAAUAUACUUAUUUAAUAUUAAAAUUCAUAUACUUUAUCACAUCAUUAUCGUCGGAUGCUGUAACUGACUUGAGAUGAUAAAAAGUCCCUGAAAAUUCGAGGACUGAUAAGAAUUGUUGCCUAAAAUGUAGACACUCUUAUAGAUAAAACUGAGAUAACCACCUAUAAAGAAGAGUGAUACUCUUCCAUGAAUAAUGAAUAGAUAUACGGACUUAUGUAGGUACGCCUCACCCACGGGGGUAAGCAGAAACUACGAUCCUAACAUAAAAAGUUUAGUAGAAAUUAAUUAGUUCACCAUAUGACACAAUUAAACUGUCAAUAUUAUAUUCUAACUAAAUCAAGUACUUAGCCAUGAUUCACUGCACGGGCCUGCGGACGACGACCACGGGUAACUCGCCGUCCGACCAGAACCAGACCCGAGCGUACGGCGCGUCACGUUCCGCGCGCGCUCAUGGAGCCGUCUGACCACCACUGAUGGGGCCCAAUAGGGCUGAUACCGAUACGGAGCCACGAAGGGCUCAACGUUCCCAUGGUUUUUAGUCAGUAAG
Messenger RNA from Spodoptera litura, 4317 nucleotides. The record is from RefSeq and is a predicted model, not a curated record. Lineage: Eukaryota; Metazoa; Arthropoda; Insecta; Lepidoptera; Noctuidae.